Messenger RNA from Parastagonospora nodorum SN15, 1443 nucleotides. RefSeq lists its product as hypothetical. NCBI's taxonomy places the organism in Eukaryota, Fungi, Ascomycota, Dothideomycetes, Pleosporales, Phaeosphaeriaceae. The record is from RefSeq and is a predicted model, not a curated record. Bases 1 to 1443 code for a protein of 480 amino acids. The transcript is spliced from 2 exons.
AUGAAGAUGCUAGACUUUAUGCAAGAUAUGUUGGACGACAUCUAUCCUGGCAGCAGAAAGACCUGGGAUAACAGUACUACACCAGUAACGCAAGAAUCUGGUAGUACUCAGUUAAACGAGCGCUUCCGUCAGGUAAUGCAUAGUACUGGCCUGAAGCGUUUUAAUAACAAGAGAGCAUUUACAGAAGUCUCCCAAUGGACCGGCACAGAGCAAAAGGCAAUCAUACAACAGCUUGUGGCUGUCGUAUCCCCGUUGUUUGUAUCGAAGGCGCCUUUCGCGCUGCAUUUUAUUCGUGCAGUAUGCGACCUAGUUACACUGGCGCAAUACAAGAGUCACGACGAGGAUACCUUGGCCUAUAUUCAAGGAGCACUAGAGAGGAUGAAUGUAUUCAAGGAGGAAUUUCGAGUGUAUCGGCGAACGCUAGGGGAAGAGAAGAACUUCAAUUAUCCUAAGUGGCACGCGUUGACACAUAUCAUACAAGACAUACGCAUGUAUGGAGCUUUGGAUGGUAUAUGCACUGGAGCGAACAGCGAAGCACAUCACAUCACUAUGAGUCGACCGUCCACUACUGUCGACAUCCAAGAUCGCACUUAUUCCACGAGAGUGACACGCCCUCUUCCCUUCCGCAGGCUCGGAUGGUCAAUACCAGGAAUACAGCCUCAUUCGACAAAAUUGCCCCUAAGCGAGGUCGCCGCAAACAUAGCAAUAUCUGACUUUACACAUGCAGCAGCAGUGUUUGUCCGCAACAAACGCCAGGCGGCAGCAGGCCAACUAAUCACUUCUUACGACGAGGACCGUUUGGAUGUCGACCCAUCUUGGGUUGGCCGUAUGAGUGUACAGAUUCACCCUUCCAUAAAGUGCUGGCGGUCCUCUGGCAAGAGACACAACGACCCUGAACACUGCGACGAGGAGGUUGUAAGAUGCGCACCUAACUGGCAACAGACAGGCCUCUGGCGUAGAGACUACGUUUGGGUACAAGAAUUUGAGCAUGGAGACAAUAGACGACAGUCUAGGACGGUGACGGACGGUAGAGUGGUAGCCCAGCUCCACCUAAUACUUACAAUUAUCGACCAUACCCGCUACGACAAAGAUGGAAAACACAUGGCGUAUAUUGGGGCAUUCUCCGAGGUAUUGCUGUUCAAUAACAAUGGACAGAUCGACAACACUACUGGAAUGUUGAGUGUGCGUCGACGGGCCUGGAACGCAGCCCCUAAACGCCGGACAUUGCAAGCUUUUAAGUUUUACGACCUGAGCACGAUUAUCCGCCCAGUGCACUUGGUACCAAGGGACCUGCCUGAUUCAACAACUCGUACUACUAUGUCUUACUACGUCAACAACUAUAUCGACUGGGACGAAUACAACCGCCUGUACUCGCCGACAUUUGACAUCGAUUUACUGCGCACGCUACGAGAGUAUCGACGGAAGCGAACACGAAAUAACUGA